AUGUUAAAGAUUUUAUCUAAUGGUCAACAGGCCAGAGGCUCUGUACCUCUAUUUACUAUAUUGCAAAGAGCUAUGACCUUAGCCAUGCAAGCCACUGAUAUCACUAUUAUCAUGCGGAAACUACGUGACCUUCAUUUCGAAGGCAAAGAACCCGCCUUUAUCUUUAACGCUAAUGUGCAAUCUAUCAUUUCACAGAUUGACACAAAGGAACUCACUCAAUAUGAACCAUUAAUCAAAGACUGCAUUUUAAAUGCUCUUACCGGUCCAUACUCCACUAUCAAUAAGGAAUUUCGCACAUCGCAAAGUCCGUACUCUAUUUCGGACAUAUACACUCGUAUUUCCGCCGAAUACGAUUACAUUACCACCACUCAAUCAGCACGACCCAAGUGCUCCUACUGCCACAUAGUGGGCCAUACUCGCGAUCAAUGCUUUAAGGCAGUAGCUCCCUCUACUGCCAAUCCAAUUCCCAAAGCGAAGUCUAACACUAGAACGCCUAGGUCAUCCCCAACUCAUAGAAAACAGUCAGCCAAAUCUUCCAAAAUUACCAAUAAUAUAACCGUCGAUCGAACAACUGAACACGAUCACUAUUGGCUUAGGCCUGAUUCACUUCCUAUAAACGAGGAUCAACAUUUUAUCUUAGAUUCUGGUGCGAGUGUCACCGUUGUCAAAAACGGUUCCAUUCUUCAUGACCUUCACCAAACUGCCUCUCCACCCGUUAUCUCUUCUUCACAAAAUAUUCCCAUGCGCUGUACAGGACAGGGAACUCUCAGACUGAAACUUUACCAUUCAAAAACAAUCGACAUCCCAGCAUAUGUCAUUCCCGAAUUAGAGCAUAAUCUUCUCAGUACCAACUCACUUGAGCAUCAUGAUAUCUUCGUUGAUGCUAAACAUGGUACUCUUGAAUCUCGAGAUGGAAAUACUCUUGCACAGUUUGUGAGAUUUAACUCUCUUCCAUGGUUAACAUUUCAUCAUGUUGUAAUCCCACCACAUGCCCGAAUCAACAAUCUUAUACAGAAAUUUCCGUUAGAUGUUGUUCAUCGUCUACUUGGACAUGUCAAUGUUAAAAGUCUACAGCAAUCGAUCAAAAAUAAAACUUUUGAUCAUUUUACGAUUGAAGACAUUGACUGGACGGGUAUCUCUACCUUUCAAUGUAUAACGUGCCUACAAGGCAAAAGCCGCAAACACAAUCAUACUGUAGGAUCACGUCUCAAGUACCAGAAGAAUUAUGAACCAUUCCAGUACAUUCAUACGGAUGUCUUUGGUCCUGUCUCUGUAGACAAACCUUAUCCAUCUUGGUUUGUCGCCUUUACCGAUGAGGCUACUCGUUUUCGCUGGGUCUUCCCAUUAGAAAACAAAACGGCCGAUCUUAUGCUACAUGUUAUUACUGCACUAGUAAACACUAUAAAACGUCAAUUCAACUCUAAGGUGCUCUGUUUCCAAUUUGAUCACGGGCGUGAAUACGAUAAUAAACUCCUUCAAAAUUAUCUUGAGAGUAAUGGUAUUCAAUCCAUAUUCAAUUCGGUAGCUGACUCCGCCUCCAAUGGUGUUGCUGAACGAAUGAAUUUGACUCUGCUAAAUGAUUGUCGCACGCUGCUCAAAGCUGCUCAACUACCUGACAAUCUCUGGUUUUAUGCCAUUCAAUUUUCUACAGUUAUUCGCAACUCAGUCUACAAUGAAUCCAUAAAAAGCUCACCUCGAGCCAUUGCUGGUCUAUCUGGAUUAGAUGUCAAAACAAUCUUACCAUUUGGUCAACCGGUUAUCGCUCAUAGAACCAAAACCUCCUCUAAGUUACAUUCUCGAGGCGAACCAGGUUUUGCAUUGACUCCAUCUACUCACAGUUACGGAUACUUAAUCUACAUCCCAAGAACUCAAACAAUCAUUGAUACAGCUAAUUAUGCCGUUGUGAAACAGAACGUUUCAACGUCACAUUCCGCUGACCAAAAUGCAUCAAUAAUCGAUCCUCUCCUCGAUGCAUUCAAUGAUCAUGUACAUGACACGGAUUCCCCUUUACAAACUCCAUCUUCAGUCUCCGACACUCAUGUCUCAUCCUCCGAUGAGUCCCCCGGUCCUACAGAUCGUACUCAAUCCGUAGACACAUCCACCUAUAAUUCGGAUCCCGACUACGUUUACCAGACUGAUACUGACUAUGAUACACAAUCUGAUGAAAGUAAUUCUGAUGAUUCAUCCUUAGACCAAUACUUGGACCCCAUCCCUGACUCAUUCAGUUCUACCCAUAACUCUAAACCUUCCACCGAUAGUACCCCUUCGGGCGGUACUCCAUCUCGAUCCAAUAUCCUUCAUUCUGGAAAAAUCGACAAACUCCCCUUUUACGGUAACUCAUUACCAACUUCAACCGGUUUGGGCGGUAGUAAUAAGCCAAGGAUAUCGACACACCAACAGGAUUUGAUACGUCGCAUUGAAGAAAGAAAGAGGCAAAGAUCUGAUGAUAUAGAAACCGAUAGCAAGGAUGAUAAUUCACACCGAAACAAAAAGUCUAAACAAACAGUGAACUAUAUCAAGGCUACGAACCAUUCGAUAAACGCUAUAAAGUCGAUCCCAUUACAGACAAGUACAUUUUAUCCACAGGCAAUUACCUACAAUAAUAAUGAGACUGAAAAACAAUUGUUCCAAGAAGCUUACGAAAAAGAAAUCUCUCAGUUGAAGAAAAUGGGUACUUGGGACGAAACGGCCAUUGAAGAGGAAUUAGUCGAUAAAAAUAAGAUUAUAAACUCAAUGUUUAUAUUUACAAUCAAGAGAGAUGGCACACAUAAAUGUCGUUUAGUAGCCAGAGGAGAUCAACAGAAGGAUGGAACAUAUAAUACUGACAUGACUGCAAACACGGUUCAUCAUUAUGCCUUAAUGACAUGUCUAUCUAAUUGCUUAAGCAAUUCAUAUGACAUUAUCCAGCUAGACAUAAGCUCUGCAUAUCUAUACGCCGACAUCGAUGAAACUCUUUACAUCAGAGCCCCACCUCAUAUGAACAUGAAAAAUAAAGUAUUUCAAUUACAAAAGUCUUUAUAUGGACUAAAACAAUCUGGUGCUAACUGGUACAAACUAAUUAAAGGAUUUCUAACAGAUAAACUAAAUAUGACUGAAGUCCUAGGAUGGCCAUGUGUAUUUAUGAAAAGGAAAGAUAAACAAGUAUUGAUAAUCUGUUUAUUUGUUGAUGAUAUGAUACUGUUCACUAACUCAAAUAAAAUGGCAACUGACGCAAUUGAACUAUUAAAGACAAGAUUUGCUACAAAGGUUAUAAACGACGGUAAAGAUAACACAAUAAACAAAUAUGACAUUCUAGGUAUGGAAAUCGAAUAUGUUAAGAACCAAUCCAUGAAAUUUGGCAUGGAAAAAUCUCUAGAGGAGAAACUUCCAACGCUAGGUAUUGACUUAUCGAAGUUAAGGAAAGUCCCAGGAACCCCAGGCCUGAUUAUAGAAAAGGAGGACAUCAAAGUUACCAAACAAGAAUAUAACCAAAAGGUGAAAUGGAUGCAACAAAUCAUUGGACUCGCAUCUUAUGUUGGUUACAAAUACAGGUUUGAUUUAUUAUACUACAUUAACGUACUAGCAAGACAUACAUUAUAUCCAAGUGGUACGGUAAUCCAAUUAGCUAAAGAACUGAUCCAAUAUUUAUGGAACACAAGAGGAAGGAAAUUAAUAUGGUUGAAAUCAAACAAUUCGAAUACCCACAAUAAAUUGAAUAUAAUAUGUGACGCUUCAUUCGCAAACCAAGAAAACUUCAAGUCUCAAUACGGUCAUAUAAUAAAGCUGAAUGAUAACAUUAUUGCCGGAACGUCAUCCAAAAGUACUAUCACAUGCUCUUCAUCAACAGAAGCAGAAUUAUACUCUGUUAGCCAAGCUAUUCCUCAAUUUGAAUUAUUAACGGCCCUUAGUAAAAGAAUCGAAGAUAAACUAUAG
Molecule: messenger RNA, 3912 nt
Organism: Naumovozyma dairenensis CBS 421
Lineage: Eukaryota; Fungi; Ascomycota; Saccharomycetes; Saccharomycetales; Saccharomycetaceae
Exons: 1
Coding region: 1-3912 (1303 amino acids)
Biological process (GO): DNA integration; proteolysis
Molecular function (GO): nucleic acid binding; aspartic-type endopeptidase activity
Source: RefSeq, a predicted model, not a curated record